This is a messenger RNA of Rosa rugosa (rugosa rose), 794 nucleotides long. RefSeq names its product tubulin alpha chain-like. The record is from RefSeq and is a predicted model, not a curated record. The coding region runs from base 23 to 547 and encodes 174 amino acids. Gene Ontology annotation, molecular function: structural constituent of cytoskeleton; GTP binding. Gene Ontology annotation, biological process: microtubule cytoskeleton organization; mitotic cell cycle. Gene Ontology annotation, cellular component: microtubule; cytoplasm. Lineage: Eukaryota; Viridiplantae; Streptophyta; Magnoliopsida; Rosales; Rosaceae. The transcript has a single exon.
CUCUCUCCAGCCGAACGGCUAGAUGUCAAGCGACAAGACCGUCGGCCACGGCGACGACGCCUUCAACACCUUCUUCUCUGAGACCGGUGCCGGCAAGCACGUCCCACCCGCCAUCUUCGUCCACCUCGAGCCCACCGUCAUCGACGAGGUCCACACCAAAACCUACCGCCAGCUCUUCCACCCCGAGCAGCUCAUCUCUGGCAAGGAGGACGCCGCCAACAACUUCGCCCGUGGUCACUACACCAUCGGCAAAGAGAUCGUCGAUCUCUGCCCGGAUCGGAUCCGGAAGCUUGCUGAUAACUGCACCGGGCUCCAGGGAUUCCUUGUCUUCAAUGCUGUCGGUGGCGGUACCAGGUCAGGUCUCAGGUCGCUUCUGCUGGAGAGGCUUUCUGUGGACUAUGGGAAAAAGUCCAAGCUCGGAUUCACUGUGUAUCCUUCUCCUCAGGUUUCUACAUCUGUUGUAGAGCCCUAUAACAGUGUGCUCUCCACUCAUUCUCUGCUUGAGCACACCGGUGUGUCUGUGUUGCUCGAUAAUGAGUUAUUAUAGGUUUUAACAUGAAUUCAAUUACUGAUGAUUAAUUGAAGAUGUAUUUAUAGUCAAAUUUUUUUGUGCUUAACUAAUACUCUUGUGUUUUUGAACUAGAUGACUGGUUAUAAUUUGCGUAAUUAAUACCUGCGUGUUUUGAAUCUCCUUAUUAGGGGGCAAUAAUAUGAUUAUUGGGAGGCAAUAAUAUGAUUAUUGGAGGGCCAAUAAUAUGAUUAUUGGGGGUCAAUAAUAUGAUUAUUGGGGGGCA